AUGUCUUCAUUUGUGAAUCACCGAGAGGAUAGCACGGUGACCGUGGAAGAAACUUCAACAAAAGACAAUGUUACAUAUUACAAAAUAACAGUUAAAGUGGGUUCAGUGCGUUGGACCGUGUUGCAUCGGUAUAAUGACUUUGUAGAGCUGCAUGAGAAGUUAGUCUCGGACCAUGGGGUCGCUAAAGAGUUGCUCCCGCCGAAGAAAGUUAUUCGUAACAAAACACCAAAAUUUGUGGAGCAAAGACGCGAAGCUCUAAGCGAAUACUUGAAGAAUGUAUUUAAUUAUUUAAAACUGACGAUGCCGUCCGAGUUCGCUCACUUCCUAGACUUCCAUUUGUAUGAUAUAUUCUUUUUGCUACAAGAUUUAGCAAAGACAUUGUUUUUAGAAGGUGAUAAAAUGUUGGAGUAUGAGAAAUCACAUAAUUUUACUCCUUUAGAGUUGCAUGCUAUAAGUGAGCGGUUAAAAAUAGCCUGUCCUAUGACUGAGAAACAAGAUCAAAUGUAUGAUUUCAGUCACAUUUUGGAUUUCUGCUCACAACUAAGGUCUUUAAAUAUAGAGGGCAGUUAUGAGAAAUUGGGUACAAGCAAUAUUGUACCAAAUGACCUACAUUUUGACUUAAUUCCAUUCAAGUCUUUGUUGGAUUUGAAGAUUCUGGGAGUGCCUAUGGCUUGUAUACAGAGUGUUGGUGGCCUCCGAGACACUCUAGUUAGUUUGUCAGUGUCAACAGCCAGUGUCGUCUCCCUAAACGAGUUCCUGCUCGUUGAUAUCCUCCAUAAAGACCCCUCCAGCAUAGCGGACACUGUUAAAUGGAAGAAAUUAUCCAUAAUAAACUUCGCGAGCAACAACAUCGACAACGUGGACUGGGCCAUCAAAUUGGUCCCUAGGCUACAACACCUAAGUCUCAGUUCAAACAAACUAAAAGAACUAUGUGAUAUAUCCUGCCUUCACGAUUUGAGAGUCCUUAAUCUAUCCAUGAAUAGUUUCUCCAUCUGCGAGAAUUGGCACGCAAAAAUAGGCAAUAUAGUAAGAAUAGACCUGUCUCAAAAUAGGGUCGAAAGCCUGCAAGGAUUCUCGCGCCUUUAUUCAUUAGAAAGCCUCGAUUUAAGCUGCAAUAUCAUAACUGACGUUGAAGAAGUCCAGCAUAUAUGUAAGUUACCGUGUUUAGAGUAUCUGUGGUUAACCGCUAACCCAGUAGCGUCAUCUAUUGACUAUAGAGUGAAAGUACUGGAACAGUUUAACGCUCGUAUGACUGAGAUCUGCUUGGACAAUGAAAAGGCGUCUGAGAAAGAAUUGGAUACUGCAAGAGUGUUGCAAGCUUUAAGAGUCGUUAAAGAAGGUAAGACGCCAAGUUUUUUACAGAACAAUAACACUAGCCAUAGCUUUAAUAAAAGUUGA
Spodoptera littoralis (African cotton leafworm) is the source of this 1398-nucleotide messenger RNA. Lineage: Eukaryota; Metazoa; Arthropoda; Insecta; Lepidoptera; Noctuidae. The record is from the annotation of a GenBank genome assembly.